This is a messenger RNA of Physeter macrocephalus (sperm whale), 2120 nucleotides long. RefSeq names its product tRNA methyltransferase 10A (gene TRMT10A). NCBI's taxonomy places the organism in Eukaryota, Metazoa, Chordata, Mammalia, Artiodactyla, Physeteridae. Gene Ontology annotation, biological process: tRNA N1-guanine methylation. Gene Ontology annotation, cellular component: cytosol; nucleoplasm; nucleus. The record is from RefSeq and is a predicted model, not a curated record. Bases 369 to 1385 code for a protein of 338 amino acids. Gene Ontology annotation, molecular function: methyltransferase activity; tRNA binding. The transcript has 8 exons.
UCGGGCGGCCUGUAGAGAAGAGUGGGGAGCGGCUCUGCCCACCAGCGUCUGGGCUGUAGCUGCCGACGUUUGCUUGGGGUAGCGAUACGGCCCCUAGCAUGUGAAGGGUGUGCGCUUCCCAAGAAUGAAGGGAGAGGGAAAUCUGGACUUUGAAGGGCUGGAAAACGAGUUGUGGUUCUGCCACUUGGUGGCUAGAGAGCGUGAGCAAGUCGAUUCACCUCUUUAAACCUGCCUUACCUCAGUUUUCCAAAGAGGGCUGACGUCGCUGAGCGCUCUGAAAUGUGGGGAGAGGCCAGGGCGAAGUUGCUGCAGGUGCUGUCAGCCCCACGGUGGUGAGCUGAGGACGAUUUUAAGAAAGGCAUCAAAUAAUGUCAUCUGAAAUAUUGCCAGCAUUUAGUGAGACUUCUAAUGUUGAAAGAAAGCAAGACUUAAAUGAAGACCAAGAGGAGAAUCAGAAACCAGGAUUAGGUGAAGGGUUUGAACCAAUAUCUAAACGGCAAAUGAAGAAGCUAAUGAAACAGAAACAAUGGGAAGAACAAAGAGAACUCCGCAAACAAAAGCGGAAGGAAAAACGCAAGAGAAAGCAAUUAGAGCGACAGUGUCAACUGGAAUCAAACUCAGAAGGAAGUGACAGAAAACGUAUUCGGAGAGAUGUUGUUUACAGCCCACUCCGCCUUAUCAUUGACUGCAGUUUUGAUAGCUUGAUGGCAUUAAAGGACAUUAAGAAACUUCAUAAGCAGAUUCAACGAUGUUAUGCAGAAAAUCGACGAGCACUGCAUCCUGUGCAGUUUUACUUGACAAGCCAUGGAGGCCAGUUGAAAAAGAACAUGGAUGAAAAUGACAAAGGAUGGGUCAACUGGAAGGAUAUCCACAUCAAACCAGAGCACUAUAGUGAAUUCAUACAGAAAGAAGACCUGAUUUAUCUUACAUCAGAUUCACCUAAUGUACUAAAGGAAUUAGAUGAAUCAAAGGCCUAUGUGAUUGGAGGAUUAGUAGAUCACAACCAUCACAAGGGACUCACAUAUAAGCAAGCAUCAGAACAUGGAAUUGAUCAUGCACAGCUCCCCCUUGGAAAUUUUGUGAAGAUGAAUAGUAGAAAAGUUUUGGCAAUUAAUCAUGUGUUUGAGAUUAUUCUGGAAUACCUAGAAACAAGAGACUGGCAAGAAGCAUUUUUCACUAUCUUACCCCAAAGAAAAGGAGCUGUUCCCACAGACAAAGCCUGUGAAAGUUCUUCACAUGACAAGAAGUUCGCCAGAGUUGAAGGUGGAUUGAACAGUGAUUCCAGUGAGGAGGAAAAUAGAAAUGAACUAGAUUCACCACAUAAGGAAGAAAAGCAGGAUAAAGAAAAUAGCACUGAAUCUACAGUGAACUCUAUACUACACUAAUGUCAUUUUUUUUUAAGUUUAAGGAAAAUUAGGAGAAAAUGAAUAUAGAAUUUCAUAGAAUACUUCAUAGAAUAUUUGAAAUGGAAGAAACUUUAAUUUUCUCUUAUUUCUGUUAUGAAUUUUUUAAACUUUCUUUUUUUAGAACUAAGUGAUAAAAAGCACUAAAAAAGCAUUUUUUUGUUUUUGCAUAAGAUUUAAAUGUAUAAUUUAAAAAAUAAUUUUCUAAGCCUCAAAUAAGCAUUUCUUGAGAAUUUUACCUUAUUAGUAAACCUUCAUUCUCUUUUAUUUACAAGAUUGUAUUCUUCAGAAUGUGCCUUCUGACCUUUCAGUUUUAUUAUUAUAUGUUUAUAUCAAUGUCUUUCUGAUUUAUUGCCUAUUUAUUUAUGGAGGCAGAUAUCCUAAAACUCGUUUAAGUCUACCAAAAUGUUCUGUAUGGGUGGUUACCUUCUAUUUGCAGCUUUUAUAUUCAAUUUAGUUACUUCAAAGGAAUAUAGUGAUUUUAGGAAUAAGCACUGGAUUAAGAAACUCAAGAAUUGAUUUCUUUUGGACUACGGAGCCCAUCUCUGUUCUUCCUUUGUAAUGCCUUUGUGGUUCUAAAGCAAUCAAUCACUGAAGAGUUAAGACUCUCUUUAAUAUAUUUUCUUAAUUUCAAUAAUGGUAAAUUAUUUCAAUUACAAAAUUUAAUUUUUUAGGCUAUAUUAUUUUAAAAGGCUGUUGAAGGAUCAAUUUUGUCAU